Messenger RNA from Prunus avium (sweet cherry), 1041 nucleotides. RefSeq names its product glyoxylase I 4. The record is from RefSeq and is a predicted model, not a curated record. NCBI's taxonomy places the organism in Eukaryota, Viridiplantae, Streptophyta, Magnoliopsida, Rosales, Rosaceae.
CUUUCGGUGACAACUUCAACUUCCGCAAAGAAUUUCUAGGUUUUUCGUCUCCCCAUUUUCUUUGUCUUUUUGAUUCAUUUUCUUAUCGUAGUUUGAAGCCAUUUUUUUUCAUCCUCAUCAUCUUCAAAACCAUGAAGGAAACCAUGGGAAACCCUCUUCAUCUGAAAUCUUUGAACCACAUCUCACUCAUCUGCCGAUCCGUUGAGCAAUCUAUUGAUUUUUACCAGAAUGUUCUUGGGUUUGUCCCAAUCAGGAGGCCUGGAUCUUUUAAUUUUGAUGGUGCAUGGCUAUUUGGAUAUGGAAUUGGAAUUCAUCUUUUGCAAUCUGAGGACCCGGAGAGCAUGCCCAAGAAAACUGAGAUUAAUCCCAAGGAUAAUCAUAUUUCUUUCCAGUGUGAGAGCAUGGGGGCUGUGGAGAAGAAACUCAAGGAGAUGGAGCUCAAGUACAAGCGAGCCAUGGUGGAGGAAGGUGGCAUCCACGUUGAUCAAUUGUUCUUCCACGACCCUGAUGGCUUCAUGAUCGAAAUAUGCGACUGCGACAACCUCCCAGUGAUCCCUAUCGCCGGCGAGAUGGCCCGGUCAUGCUCCCUCGUAAACCUGCCUAUGUUGCAGCAGCAGCAGCUAAGAUUGUUGCAGCAAUAGAUGUACGGGCUAAUUGUUUGUGUCAAUAAGAUUUAUGAGAGGAAGAAACUACUACUACUGAGUUGAUUUGUGCUCUAUGUGUCAUUAUUAUGUGGUAAUAUGAGGCUUUAAUUAAUGUUGAGAAAUGAAAAUCUUCAUCCAAAUUGAAGGUGGUUGUUUUUGGCUCUCAAGUUUGGGAAUCUUCUGAGCUGGCCUGUUGUGAUAUCAUUGUUUGUUUUUUUUCUUUCUUACCUUUUGUGUUGAGUUGAGUUGGAGAUGGGGAGAUAUUUCAUAUUUGGGUUGCUUUGAAGAGAACACUUAAAUUAUAUUUUUAUGGUGAUUGCAUCGUUUUGUUGUGUUCUGAGAGGUAGGACUUGGUUCCUGUCCUUUUUAGCAAUAUAAUAUGGUAAUAUUUGAUUGA